Kwoniella shivajii is the source of this 2586-nucleotide messenger RNA. RefSeq lists its product as uncharacterized. The record is from RefSeq and is a predicted model, not a curated record. NCBI's taxonomy places the organism in Eukaryota, Fungi, Basidiomycota, Tremellomycetes, Tremellales, Cryptococcaceae. Gene Ontology annotation, cellular component: nucleus. The coding region runs from base 1 to 2586 and encodes 861 amino acids. Gene Ontology annotation, biological process: rRNA processing. The transcript has 6 exons. Gene Ontology annotation, molecular function: RNA binding.
AUGUCAGAUCCACGAUUCGCACGACUGAAGACGGAUCCUCGAUUCCGACGUCCGAAACAAAAGGAUCUCAAGGUCGAGAUCGAUGAUCGAUUCAGAGAUGUUUUAGAAUCAGAGGAAUUUGGAGGUAAAGGGAAGGGCAAAGGUAAAGCUUCAGCUCGAGUGGACAAACGGGGUAGACCAUUAGCUGGUUCACAUCAUGCAGAUCAACUAAAACGAUUUUACAGACUUCGUUCACCCGCUGAAGGUGAAGAAGGAGAGGGCGAGGGUCAAGCAGGAUUUGUCGACUAUGCGCGUGGUGGAGGCGAUCUACAAUCAUCGGGAUCAGAAUCGGAACCUGAAUCUGAGGUUGAAGAAGAAGAAUUAGAAGUAGGUGGAAAACGUAAAUCAAGAUUACCGGGUUAUGUCUCUUCAUCGGAUGAAGAAGAUGACAGCGAAGAUGAUGACCACCUGAAUAUCGAUUUAUCGGAAGACGAAGAUAACCAGUCGGCUUUCCCUCCUGAAUCAAAUGACAUCCCAUCGGACGAAGAUGAGGAAGAAGAAGCAUCUGUACCUGCUACCAAGAGAAUAGCAGCUGUAAAUCUAGACUGGGAUAAUUUACGUGCAGAGGAUUUAUAUGCUGUAUUCAAUUCUUUCUUACAAGCUUCAACAAAUACCAAGAAGGCAGCAGCUGAAGGAAGUAAAUCUGCUUCGUUGGGUAGAUUAUUGAAUGUAAAGAUAUACCCAAGUGAAUUUGGUAAGCAACGUAUGGAAAAGGAAGAACAAGAAGGUCCUGGCGGUGGUAUAUUUCUUAGUAAAUAUACCGACACAAAAAAGAAUAAGGGUCCAAAGGAAGGUAUCAUUCCGAGAAAGAGGGUUGAGGAGAGUGAAGAGGAAGAAUUAGAAGAAAGUGCAGAUGAAGAAGAGGAUGAGGCCGAACUGGACGAAGGCGAGCAAGAAGGCAGCAUUGAGAAUGAUGAUGACGAUGAUGGAGAAGAAUUCAGCAGUGAAGAGGAAGAAGAUUUUAGUGAGGAUGCCGAAGAUGAGAGAUUACCUAAAAGAUCAAAUGACCAACGUCGUGAAGAAAUUGAUGGACUGGAGAUUAUAUCGGAUGUUGCAUCCGAUGCUGGUUCAGAAGAUAUCGAUAUGGAUCAGUUGAGACAAUAUCAAUUAGAGAGAUUGAGAUAUUUCUACGCUAUCGCCACAUUUUCUUCAGUCGAAGCUUCAGAAUACGUCAUGAACGAAUGCAAUGGAACGGAAUUUGAACGAACAGCCAAUGUCAUGGACUUGAGCUAUGUGCCGGAAGGUAUGGACUUUGCCGAUGACGAGAUCAGAGACGAAGCGACGAAAGAGCCUAAAGCAUACAAAGGAAACGAUUUUGUGACUGAUGCUCUUCGGCAUUCCAAGGUGAAACUGACCUGGGAUCAAGAUGAUCCCAACAGGAUAAAAAUGACUAGACGUACAUUGACUAGAGAGGAAAUUGAAGAGGAAGACUUCAACAAACUAGUGGCUGGAUCAGGUAGUGAAGUUUCCUUAUCUUCCGAUGAAGAGCAAGAAGUCGCUGAGAAGAGUUCGAAGGGUGUAAAGACUCAAGGGAAAGAUAAGAAAUUGAGUAAAGCAGCGAAAAAAGAACGCACCGAGAAAUUAAGGAAUCUGUUAUUAGCUGGAAACGAUGAAGAUGGUGAUAUAUGGGGUAAAGCAGGUACAUCUUGGUCUGACCAAUUGGAGAAUAUAAAGAAUGCCGACGAUUCAAAAUCUGCAAUCAAGAAGAAUAAGAAAGACGAUGGAAUGGAGAUUACUUUUAAACCUGCUUUAUCAACUAAAUUAAACGAAAAUGGUGAUAUUGACGAAGAAAAUAUGACUACACUGGAAAAAUAUCAAAUGAGAAUGAAAGAAAAGAAGAGUAGAAAGAAGGAGAAAUUAGAGCUUAGACGUGCUACCAAAGCUAUAAGUGAUGAAGAAGAUGAAGCUGCAGAAUCAGGAUUGAAACAAAAGGAGAAAGAUGAUUUCUUUGGCAGUGAAUCUGAAGAAGAAGAUCGGUCCAAACAUGAAGCCGAGCCUGAAACUAAACCUCAAAGCAAAGGAAAAGUAGCGAAUGGUAUAUCGACAUCAAAAUCGAAACCUAACCCUAUAGUGGAAGAAAAGGAAGACUUUUCUGAAUUGGUUGGAACAUCGGAUAAACCAGACACGAAUUUCUCAAUGAAAGAUAUAUUGAAAUCUGAGAAAGAGAAGAAACGACGUAGAAGAAGAGGAAAGAAAGAUAUCAAUGCUGAACAAAGAGAAGAGGAGAAGGAAUUAGGUCCAGAUGGAUGGAAAAUAAACGUUUCAGAUCCUAGGUUCAAAGUUAUUCAUGAGGAAGCUGAAUUUGCCAUUGAUCCAAGUAAUCCUCACUUCACGAAAACAAAAGCGAUGCAAGAUUUACUCACGCACAGGGCACAACUUCGACAGAAGAAAUCGAAUGAACAACCUGAAACCAUCAAGUCUGCUUCUGGAGUCAAGAGAGUAGCUCCAGGAGAAGAAGAUCAAAAGGACUUGUCUGAUUUAGUCAAAAGUGUGAAAAGGCAAAUGGAAAGAGAAGGUGGUAAGAAGAGGAAACGAAGUAGGAAGUAG